This is a messenger RNA of Canis lupus familiaris (dog), 2515 nucleotides long. RefSeq names its product major facilitator superfamily domain containing 13A (gene SLC68A1). NCBI's taxonomy places the organism in Eukaryota, Metazoa, Chordata, Mammalia, Carnivora, Canidae. Bases 376 to 1929 code for a protein of 517 amino acids. The record is from RefSeq and is a predicted model, not a curated record. The transcript is spliced from 10 exons.
GGAGGGAGCGGCCGGGGAAGCCGCUGGCGGGACGCGCGCAGGCGCACUGCCUCGCACCUGGUUCCAGGCGGCCGCAGGAUUAGGCUUCUCUCCUGCCACGAUUGCGGAGCCAGAUUACCAGGAUAUUCCCUUGCUCCUACUCCAAUCUUUUAUGAGUGAGCCCAAGAAAAAGCCAGUUUCUGAACAUCUUCCAUGUAACAAUGCUGGGGGCUUCUGGACAUUCGUUUCGUCGUUCCUACAUUCCUUUGAAGGAUAGGCAUUAUUAUUCCCGUUCUACACGUGGGGACACCAAGGCUCAGGGGACAAGGAUGGCCAGACUGCUCUUGGAAGUGAGCACUCCUCAGUGUUCCUGGGGCUGACACUGAGCUGGCAGCCAUGGGGCUGGGCAGGCUCCAGGCCUGGAUGCUGGGCCUUCCUACAGCUGUGGUCUAUGGCUCCCUGGCCCUCUUCAUCUCUAUUCUGCACAAUGUGUUCCUGCUUUACUAUGUGGACACCUUUGUCUCAGUGUACAAGAUCAACAAAGCUGCCUUCUGGGUUGGAGAGACGGUGUUUCUCCUCUGGAACAGCCUCAACGACCCCCUCUUCGGCUGGCUGAGUGACCGUCAGUUCCUCAGCUCCCAGCCCCGGUCGGGUGCCAGGCUCUCCUCGAGGGCUGUGGUGCUGGCACGGGUGCGGGCCCUGGGCUGGCAUGGGCCGCUGUUGGCACUGUCGUUCCUGGCAUUCUGGGUGCCCUGGGCCCCGGCUGGCCUGCAGUUCUUGCUGUGCCUGUGCCUCUAUGAUGGCUUCCUGACGCUCGUCGACCUGCACCAUCAUGCCUUGCUGGCUGACCUGGCCCUCUCUGCCCACGACCGUACCCACCUCAACUUCUACUGCUCCCUCUUCAGUGCGGCUGGCUCCCUCUCUGUCUUUGCCUCCUAUGCCUUCUGGAACAAGGAAGAUUUCUCUUCCUUCCGCGCCUUCUGUGUGGCACUGGCCACCGGCUCUGGGCUGGGCUUUGUGGGGGCCACAUGGCUGCUUAGGCGGCAGGUUGAGGCAGCUGGCAGGGAGCCAGGGUGCCCAGCCUUGGCUGUGGAUGGCGGCCUGUGUGGAGAGGAGCUGCUCACGGGCUGCCAGGACGCAGGCAGCAUCACUUUGGGCCAGUACCUCCGGCAGCUGGCACGCCACCGGAACUUCCUGUGGUUCGUGGGCAUGGACCUGGUACAGGUCUUUCACUGCCACUUCAACAGCAACUUCUUCCCCCUCUUCCUGGAGCAUCUGUUGUCAGACCACAUCUCCCUCUCCACAGGCUCCUUCCUUUUGGGCAUCUCCUACGUCGCUCCCCACCUCAACAACCUCUACUUCUUGCCCCUGUGCCAGCGCUGGGGUGUCUACACUGUGGUGCGGGGGCUGUUCCUGCUCAAGCUGGGCCUGAGCCUGCUCAUGCUAUUGGCCGGGCCUGACCGCCCUGGCCUCCUCUGCCUCUUCAUUGCCAGCAACCGUGUCUUCACUGAGGGCACCUGUAAGCUGUUGACUCUGGUGGUCACUGAUCUGGUGGAUGAGGACCUGGUGCUGAACCACCGCAAGCAGGCAGCCUCAGCUCUUCUCUUUGGCAUGGUAGCCCUGGUGACCAAGCCAGGCCAGACCUUUGCCCCGCUGCUGGGCACCUGGCUGCUGUGCUUCUACACAGGUCAUGAUCUCUUCCAGCAGCCCCCACUGAACCCUGUGGGGAGUGCCCAGCCCUGGCCAGAGCCCCCGGCCCCACCCCCAGCACAGGCCCCGACACUCCGCCAGGGCUGCUUCUACCUGCUGGUGCUGGUGCCCAUCACCUGUGCUCUGCUGCAGCUGUUCACCUGGUCCCAGUUCACACUGCAUGGGAGACGCCUGCACAUGGUCAAAGCCCAGCGCCAGAACCUAUCACGGGCCCAGGCCCUGGAUGUUAAGAUGGUGUGAGGGGCGGGCACAGCAAGGUCACCCUGCUGAGGAUGCUAUCACAGCCCUGGGCAGGAGCCACUCUUGCCAACCCCUCAUCCUGUUACUCUGCCUUCCUGGGGCACAACAUCCUGCUACUCUGCCUUCCUGGGACAGAUGCAGAGUGUGGGGAGCUCCUGGGGCUGAGCCAGGGGCAUCACUGAAGUCUCCAUUCCUGCUUGGCUGUCUGGCCCAGCUUCAGCAAGGGCCUGGCUGUGUGCUCAGGGACCUGCUUCCCCCUGUGGGGCAGGAGGAAGAAGAGGACCAAGAGGGGAUGGGGCUGUCCUGUGGUCACAUGGGGUUGCUAUGGGGCACAGAGGCCUAACCCACUACCUGACUGGGGCUGGUGCUCUGUGUGGGCUCAGAAGCCGCUUUCACCCAUUCAGGGGAAGCUGUGAGUCCCACUGCCCUCUCCUUCCACCUUUCCAGCAGUUUCUCUGACCUCUCUGCUUCAGCUGUGCCUGAAGUAGCAUGCCCCACCUGUGGCAGGGCUUCCUCACCCUUACCUGACCUCUAAAAGAGGUUCAUUUCAUCACAGACUGAUUAAAGUCGGUCAUUUCUAUUCCCA